AUGCCGAUCUUAUUUUUAUUCCAAGAAUUUUAAUUUUAUAUUCUGUUCGUAACGUGAAGUAAAAGCAUGGAAUUUAGAUCGGUUCGGUUUUUAUUCUUGAAUACUUUUUUUACUUCUAUAGUUAUGUUUGGUGGGUUUUUGAGGAUGAAAGUUGCAAGUUCUUUUGUUGAUUGUUAUUGGAUUUUAAUGAUGUGGACAAGCAUUCGAUUCCUUGUUGGAAGUACUUAGGUUUUUUUGGAUUGUGCAGAAAAAUCUAUUGCUUGAAUUAUGCUGCAUUAUGUUCGUAUGCACAUUAUUUGAAAAUAAACAGUCUUUCUUGAAGUGAUUGGUUGCAUAAUAGAAAUUUGGUAAAAUGCCAAGUGCAAUUUUUGCUCUGAGUGAAAAUUGGAAAAGUGCUAAGUUCAGUUUUGGCUCUUUGAGUGCAUGAAUACGGGCUGUUGAUGAUGAUUAAGUGUGCUCGAUCUUUUGUCGGGUUGCACUUAUGAAACUGUGAGCACGUUAGCGUACAUAUCUGCAGGGCAAUGUCUUUUUGCUGGAAAGUUUAUAUCUGAGAACUUCACUUGUAAAAGAACACACAAAGAUAUAGAAGAGUUUCUUUUCUUUUCUUCUUUCCUCUAUACACCCACUGAGCUUUAAAAGAUCAGUGAAAUCUUAAUUGCAUUGAGAAUCAUGGUAUAGAAUAUUCCUUUAAUCUCAUCAAUUAAAUUUUGGAGAGUACAUAUUUUUAAUCAUUUACAUAUGCCAUGUAGAGAGAAUUGCAUUUUGAAAUCACAGGAUUAUGACUGAGGCUCUUUAAAUUUUAGAUGAAAAUAGCUUUAUGAGAAUGUGUAUAUGCAUAUUUAAAAAUGAAUUGUGCACUGUUAUUAUGUUGCUGCUUCCUGAUUAAUUGACGUUUUAAGAUAUGUCGUUUCCUAGUAUCCAAAAGGCUGUAGAAUUUCAGGUGACAUUUAAGGUACAAUAAUGUAUAUGUUACAUAUAGUACACUGGUGAAGUGACUACUUUUAAUUUGAAUAUGUAUUUCCUCAGUUGUCUGUUCUACCGCUGGUGUCAUAUAUUUGUCACAAGAAAGUUUGCUAUCUAUGAUUGGGGUGAAAUAUUCGGAUAGAUUUGUAAGUUUUUAUGGAACAGAGGGUGAUUUGGGUUAACUUAAAGAUGGCAAAAUCCAACAAGCAACAGCAGAAAUCUGAUUCUCGAAAGCAUGGGGUUUCCUUUCGGUGUACAAGGCCUUGUGAAGAUGCCCACCAUGGUAAAAGAUGUUUAAAAGCAUUGGAGAAGAAAGACUGGGAAGAUGCGGUUUGCUCGGUGUGCAUGGAGUUUCCUCACAAUGCAGUACUAUUGCUUUGUUCCUCUUAUGACAAGGGUUGCCAUCCUUAUAUGUGCGCUACUAGUCAUCGGUAUUCCAAUUGUCUUGAACAGUAUCGAAAGGCCUACACUAGGGCUGCUCCAACCCAGAGUGCACAGUCAUGGCAGUGGUCAACAGACUAUCCAGAUUUAUCGGCAACAUCAGAUUGGCCUGAUAGAAAGGUGGAAACAUCUGAGCUCUUGUGCCCACUUUGCCGUGGGCAGGUGAAAGGUUGGACAGUGGUGGAAUCUGCUCGAAAGUUCCUUAAUGCAAAGAAGCGAAGUUGCAUGCAGAAUAAUUGCUCAUUCGUUGGAACCUAUAAAGAGCUUAGGAAGCAUGUGAAGUUGGAGCAUCCUCUGGCAUGCCCUCGAGAAAUGGAUCCUUCACACAUGGAAAAAUGGAAAAAACUUGAAAAUGAGCAAGAUAUAAGUGAUGUGUUUAGCACAAUUAGAUCUACCAUGCCGGGUGCUAUAGUAGUAGGGGAUUAUGUUAUAGAGAAUAACUAUCGUGGCUUUUCUCAGGGUUAUGAUGUUGAUGAUUAUUUCGACGAUGCACUUUUCAGGAUGGGUUCAUAUGGUGGACAUUGGAAUAGCCCUCAAUUCUCUUCUGAUUUUUUCCAGGAUGAUAAUGAUUCAUUGGAUGAGGAAGAUUUUGGCAUGCAGCAAGCGGGUGCAUCUGUUUCGUCUAGACGUAUUGGAAAUAAUGUCUCCCGGUUGGCGCAGCCCCGUGCAAGAUUGUUGGUUGGAAGGCGGCCUCACCGGCUUAGACUAGGCAGGUAACAGCAUUGGUGCGUUCAUGUCUCUGAUAAGUAGGUUUACAUUUGAUUUAAAAUAUCACCUACGUCAGAUGUUUGGGCUAUGCAUCAUCUUGUUGAACAGAUUAUUGAAGAUCCUUAAUUAUCUUUUGUCUCUGAUAAGAAGGUUUACAUUUGAGUUACAAUAUCCCCAACAUCAGAGGUUUGUACUAUGCCUCGUCUUGUUGAACAGAUUAUUCAAGAUUCUUAAUUAUCUUUUUUUUCUAGGUGCCAAAUCUAGGAUGAGUAGUUUAUUGGCUGCUCAUCCAUGAUUGGAUUUGGAUGAAUAGGCUCUUAUCGUUAUCUAGUUGUACCUGUACUAAUUUCUAGGCUACGACAACAUUUUAAUUUUGUUA
This is a messenger RNA of Olea europaea var. sylvestris, 2491 nucleotides long. RefSeq lists its product as uncharacterized. NCBI's taxonomy places the organism in Eukaryota, Viridiplantae, Streptophyta, Magnoliopsida, Lamiales, Oleaceae. The record is from RefSeq and is a predicted model, not a curated record. Bases 1120 to 2121 code for a protein of 333 amino acids. The transcript is spliced from 2 exons.